AUGCCGAGUUUGGUUCAUGAGACGGUGGUUGAUGGGCUCGAAGCACUUAUCGCCGAUUCAAUCGAUCGCGCGGCCGGGAGGAGGUGGAGGGGACGGUAUCCCUCCCGUCACUUCGAGAAGACGAAGGCGGAAUUGGGGAAGGUAUGGAAGGGACGCAGCGGUGUGGUCGACCUGAUCGAUUCGGAGGGAGAGAGGACGAGGAGGGAGCCGGACGGGACGUUCUACCAUCCCGCACAACCAUCUCUACCGACCCUGGUGCUGGAAGUCGCCUACUCCCAAUCCCAGCCCGCCCUCUCCCGCCUGGCAGAGCGCUACCUCCUCGACUCCGGCGGGGGGAUCAGAUGCGUCGUCGGUCUGGACUUACCCUUCCCACUCCAAGUACCCAGCAACUCCUCCUCCGACGCAACCGCCACGCUAUCCAUCUGGCGCCUCUCAUCCCCUGGGAGCAUAUCGCGCAUCGACCACUCCUUCCCCUUCCACGACCCAGACGCUAGUGCAUUCGUCUCACCUAUACGACUCUCCGCCACGGACGUCUUACCAGCCUCUGCGCUCCCUAAAUGCGCAUUUUCGGCGGUGGAGAUGAAUAUCCCCAUCCUCAUCCCCAUCUCCUCUCUAGCAGCUAUAGUCCAAAGCGCGGCGAACAGGGCUCACGAACUCGCCGCCUCGCCUCAAAGGCUCGUGGCGUCGUCGCCGCCGACGGCGUUUCGGAAACGGAGCACGGUUGGUUGUGUGAGGGAGGUGAAGCGGGAGAAGCGGUCGCCUGCGCAGCGGCGGAUGACGGAUUUUUGUCGGGUGGGGAAGGGGUUGAGGGAGGUGAAGGUGAAGGGGUGGGUGAAGUAA
This is a messenger RNA of Saxophila tyrrhenica, 840 nucleotides long. RefSeq lists its product as uncharacterized. Lineage: Eukaryota; Fungi; Ascomycota; Dothideomycetes; Mycosphaerellales; Extremaceae. The record is from RefSeq and is a predicted model, not a curated record. The transcript is spliced from 2 exons. Bases 1 to 840 code for a protein of 279 amino acids.